CCUGAACCUCGUACUAUUCCACCCCCAACCAACAACACCCUCUCGUCGAAAGAGCGCUCUGCACUCGUGCGCUCCACCAAGAAGAUAGGUCGUAUGCUCGGCGAUAUCCCGCGAUUUGUCGACGAUAUCGAAGAUCGUGAGCUUAUCAUUUCUUUCACUCACCUGCGUCAUACUGAUGUCAGAUACAGAGUUCGUCAUGGUAACGCCCCCAACACCGCCCACUCCAGCUGGACCCUCCAAAGAAGACGCAUGGAGAAGUCGCAAACCAACUCACCUUCCCCCGAUCAUGAGGCUCUCUGGUGGUAUUGCCGUGGACUCCAACUCUCCACCCAUACCUUCACGUACUGCACCUGUACGGCGCGCUAGCAUCAUAUCAACUUCCUCUAACAAAUCUUCCAUUCACGAACAGCUUCACACUCCAUCCAAGGAGGCUGCACACAGGCGCAGCAAAAUGGAACGGUUACGAAAGAGACUAGGUGAAGAGGUUCCAAUGGAAGCCGUUUUCCCACCUACCCCUGGCCCGAGGACAGCCGUCUCGCAUACCACGAUGCCCGAACGCUCGCGCAACCAUAGCCGCUCGCGGUCUGUGCACCCUUCACAUGACGACACUGUCACAUUCUCGAUAGAUCAACACACCGUCGUUCUCAAAACCACCACACGAGCCAAUCAGCCUCACUCACCUCACCCUCAUCGUUCUCACCAUCCGCACAAAUCCUCACAUCGCCCGCCCCCAAUGCCUAUGACCGGACUACCACCGUUGCCCAAGUCCAAGCUUCCCCGCACCUCGGAUGAAGUGGGCCUAUUAGGCGUAAGGGCCAAGACGGCGGCAGGCUCCAAACUCGGCGGUGCAGAAUUCAAGGCUGCGAGACGUGCCAAACGGGAGGGCUUUGGUGAAGUAGAGAUGGUCGGGUUCAUGGGUGGUUUUUAGGCCUUGCUCUGGGCCUCCACCAUGUGGUCAUGGUGAAUAUAUGCAUAUACGGUGCUCUCGCAUGGAGCCAUUCUAUGCUUUGGGAAUCUUGAGGUUCCGGUAUGCGGAUCUAUGCGAGUCUGGGUAUGCCUUCAUGUUGUCUGUCUAUGUCGUCAAUUGUUUUCUCUUCAUGACGAUACGCACUACACGCCAUUGGGCUGGACCCUGUAUCGACU
This is a messenger RNA of Suillus plorans, 1143 nucleotides long. RefSeq lists its product as uncharacterized. The transcript has a single exon. The record is from RefSeq and is a predicted model, not a curated record. NCBI's taxonomy places the organism in Eukaryota, Fungi, Basidiomycota, Agaricomycetes, Boletales, Suillaceae. Bases 176 to 928 code for a protein of 250 amino acids.